Messenger RNA from Equus quagga, 2174 nucleotides. It is a transcript of the gene PTPRH, whose product is annotated as protein tyrosine phosphatase receptor type H. Gene Ontology annotation, molecular function: protein tyrosine phosphatase activity; protein binding. Gene Ontology annotation, biological process: protein dephosphorylation. The coding region runs from base 1 to 1689 and encodes 562 amino acids. The transcript is spliced from 13 exons. The record is from RefSeq and is a predicted model, not a curated record. NCBI's taxonomy places the organism in Eukaryota, Metazoa, Chordata, Mammalia, Perissodactyla, Equidae.
AUGGCGUCCUUAGAAUCCAGCCUCUUGAGCCUCUAUCCUCACUUCUCAGCUCCCAGUGAAGUCACGGAUCUGCAGAAUGAAACUCAGACCAACAACUCAAUCACUCUGUCGUGGGAGGCCCCCCAAGACCCCCAUUCUCGUCUCUACAUAUACUGGGUCCAGUGGGCCAGUGAGGGAUAUCCUGAGAGGGGGCAAGGUCUCCAAGGACUUCAGACCAACCAGACAGGCAGGAUCAGGUAUGAGGUGAAGGCCCUGGAGCCCGGGACUCUGUACACCUUCAGCGUGUGGGCAGAGAGGAACAAUGUAACCAGUUCCAAACAGAGCCUCCACGUGUCCACAGUUCCGGAUCCCGUCACCAUCAUCUCCUGCAUCAGCAUCCCUGGGGGCUAUGGGGUCAUCCUGACCUGGUCUUGUCCCCCAGGAGGCUACCAGGCCUUUGAGUUGCAGGUGGGUGUGCAGCGGGACUCCCAGGACAAUUCCUCCUGUGAGAAGGGCGUGUCCGUGUCGGGUCUGCGGCCAGCUCGGUCCUACCCAGCCACCGUUACGACUGUCUGGGAUGGAAUGAGGGCCCUGCCUGUCUCCGAGAUCUGCCACACCGACAGUGCAGGGGUCAUCGCCGGAGCCAUUAUUGGUGUCCUUCUGCUUCUCAUCCUGGUGGGCCUACUGGUUUUCUUCCUGAAGAGGAGACGUAAGAAGAGUGAGAAGAAAGCAGCGCCCGUGGAUCCGGACUGUUGCUUUACAGGGGACAUCCAGGCAGAAGACUUUGCUGACCACGUCAGGGAAAAUGCGAAGGACAGCAACUGUGGUUUUGCAAACGAGUACCAGCAAUUGGCCCUGGAGGGCCACAACCAGUCUCAGACGGUGGCCUUAGCUCCAGAAAACAGCGCCAAGAACCGUUACAGAAACGUGCUGCCCUAUGACUGGUCCCGCGUGCCCCUGGAGCCCCUCCAUGAGAAGCCAGGCUCUGACUACAUCAACGCCAGCUUCAUACCUGGUCUCUGGAGUCCCCAGGAGUUCAUUGCAGCCCAGGGCCCCCUGCCCCAGACCGUGGGUGACUUCUGGCGCCUGGUGUGGGAACAGCAGAGCCACACCUUGGUCAUGCUGACCAACUGUGUGGAGUCCGGCCGGGUGAAGUGUGAGCAUUAUUGGCCUCUAGAUGCCCAGCCCUGCACCCAUGGGAGCCUACAAGUGACCCUGACGGAUGAGAAGGUGAUGGAGAACUGGACAGUACGAGACCUGAAGCUUUGGCACAUGCAAGAGCAGAAGGCUCUAUCUGUGCGUCAGUUCCACUACAUGACCUGGCCAGACCAUGGCGUCCCCCACUCCCCAGACCCCUUGCUGGCUUUCUGGAAGAUGCUCCGGCAGUGGUUGAACCAGACCAUGGGGGGAGGCCCCCCCAUCGUGCACUGCAGUGCUGGUGUGGGCCGCACGGGCACCCUCAUCGCCCUGGACGUCCUCCUGCGGCAGCUGGAGUGUGAGGGUCUCGUGGGGCCCUUCAGCUACUUGAAGAAGAUGAGGGAAAGCCGGCCGCUGAUGGUGCAGACUGAGGCCCAGUACGUGUUCCUGCACGAGUGCAUCCUGCGGUUCCUCCAGCAGUCCUCCCUAAUCCCAGCCAAGACGGAGCCCAUGUAUGAGAAUCUGCUCUACAAGAAUGUGGCCGCCAUCCAGGCCGAGCAGCAGGAGGCAUAAGCUGCAGGAGGGCUGAGACCCCAGCCCAGCUAGGCUCAAACUCUGCAUCCCUACUUCACCCCAGAUUCCAGGACCCCUGGGAGAGCAGAGGGCUGGGGUCCCAGACUCCUGGGCCCUGCAGGAGGAGGGGGCUGGCAGUCUAAACUAUUUCCUUGGGGGAGGAGGUCAGGUGGAAGCUGGGAUGCUAGAUUCCUGCUUCCUCAAAGGAGGGGAGGGAUGGGAGCAAGGAUUUCCUCAUUCUUUGAGGGAGGAGGACCCCGGAGGCCCGGGCUGCAGGGUCUCAAGGAAACAAGCUGAAUUCCAAGGAAGGAAAGAACUAGGGUCUGGAAAUCUGGCUACCCAAGGAGCAAGGGCAGGCAGGAUCUUGCUCUUCUUUACUCGAGAAACAAAAUCAGUCUUCCAGGGUCUGAGGUUUCCCUGCACCUCAUUGCCUGUACAUUUUUUUUUUCUAUCCCAUAAUUUAUUAAAUCACUGUUCUCCCCAGA